CGGGCAUUGCUGGACACUCGGCGGAGAUGUGCGUACCGAAACUGGAGCCCUCCGCGGUUGGCAGUUAUCCAAGUUAAAGGGCUGUUUUGGGGAUGAGUGUGGCGGCCCCGGACGUCUUGGUGUCGCUCGCUGGGGAUUUUCCCCCUCCUAUUUUUCCGGAGAUUUUCUAUCUUGUACAUGGAGAAAGAAUGAGAGAGAAGCCAAGAAGGAUUCCCCAGCACUAUGGAGCCACGCAUUGCAGGCAAAUGUGAAAGGUGAUGUAAUGAAAAACAUCUAACCCUCAACUGUAAACAUUAACUGGGUGCUGCCGCUCGUGAUAAUAGAUAACAGCAUCAAGUUGUGGAGUUUGUGAAGCCAAAAGCAGCAUCAUGUUCUACGGUUCUUCCUCCGGGGCAAGUAUGUCCCUGCCGUCCAAGAGCCGCCUAAAACGCCAGAGCAGGACCUUCACACAGGUCCUGUACCGCACUCUGAGUUACAGAGACCGUGUCCCAGUAGAAACUGGAACAAACACUCGUGGGGAUCGGCGCUCCACGACUGAACCCCCAGAGCGACCAACGGAUGACCCAGCCGAACUCUCCACGCAGAGCUCGGCCCCCGGGGUGCUGAAGAUCUUUGGAGAUGAAAUCUGUGCCGGUGCCAACUACAAGAGCGUCCUGGCCACGCCGCGCUCCAGUGCCCAGGAGCUGGUCAAAGAGGCACUCGACCGUUACUCUCUCAACAAGAACGCUGCCCACUCUUACGUGCUGUGUGACGUUAUCGGGCGUUUGGAGGGGGGAGGCGGGAUAGGAGGAGCGGGGUGGCGAACUGAAUGCCUGCGUGCGAUGGGGGACAACGAAAAGCCACUUUUGCUCCAGGAGCUUUGGAAACCCAGAGAGGGACAUGCUCGCAGAUUUGAGCUGCGCAGGAGAGCGGAGGUGGAAGAAUUCAACGCCAAAGAGAAGGACACCAUAACUGCUGGGCCCAAAACCUCCCAGUUCCUGGCGGCUCUAAUGGGUCGGUCUGGGCUGGGCAAACACAGGAGUUCCCCCCUGCGCUGUGGUCGAGUGGUACAGUCCAGCUCUAAAGAUAUCAAUGCUCAGGCUCGUAAGCUGCAGAGGAACAGAGCGAAGGGGACGCUGACCCUGCCCCGAUCCAGCAACUCAUCCUUCUGCCGCAGCCUCAGCGAGACCAGCCUCAACCAGCUGGGAGUGGGAGAUGAGCCCAAGCGUUACUACUCCACCCUGCCAGGACCCUUAAGGGGUCGAGAUGCAGCCUCCAAUGGCCGAAGGAAAGAGGAUGGAGGUCAGGGAGGCGGAGGGGUGAAGCACUCUCUUUACCAGUCCCCCCACCUCCUGCUGCUACAGGGGUACAAUCAACAGGACUGUUUGGUGUACCUGCUGAACAGAGAGCAGCACACAGUGGGUCAGGAGACUCCAUCAGCUCGCCCAAACAUCUGCCUCUUCUCUCCUGACAUCCUGCCGCUCCACUGCCGCCUGCGCCGAGUGCCCACACCCCGCCGCCACGCAAACAACAACAACAAGGGGGAGGAUCCGGGGGAGAGUCAGCGGUCCUGUGUUGCUGUGGAGCCGGUGCUCCACGCCACAGUCCUGGUGAACUUUUCCCGCUGCGAGCGCUCUACCACUCUGCGACACGGUGACCUUCUUUCCUUUGGCGCGCAUUACAUCUUCCUUUACAAGGACCCCACGGGCGCUAAGCCUUUGCCUGCUCAAACCUUGGCACGCCUCCGUUCCCUCGGGCAGCUUUACGAUGCCGGGGUGGAGGAGGGGGAGGGCGGCACUCAGACUUGUAAGAUGUGUGGAUCUGUGCUGAAGGACAAAGCUGCGCAGGUGUCAAGUGUUCCUGCAGUCAGACGCAGCUUCAAACCUCACCUGGUGAAACCCCGCAGCGGAGGACCCCUUAGUUUGUCAGGAGGGGAAGGAGGAGGAUGUGGAGGUGGAGGAGGCGGAGGAAGCGGAGGAGGAAGAGGAGUGGGAGUAGGCCAGAAAAGAAGGCUACAACUGGAGUUUGACCCAGCUCAUGAAGACCAGCUAAUGAACAGGAUUUUGUCUCUCAUAGAACCUGGAGGUGAUGACCACAAGCUGACUCCUGCCUACCUGCUGUGUCUCUGCAUUCAACACUCUGCCUCCACUUUCCCACCUGGGAGUUUUGGGAAACUGCUGCUCAAGAUUGUCCGACGAAUCCAGACCAUCGCAUGGGAGAAGACAAAGGAGCUGGCUCAGAAGCAAGCUCAGCAUCAGGACCCGGCCUCGCUGUCUCUGCUCAGUAUCUCAGACCUGAUCCCAGACCUGCAGACCAUCUUCUUCUGGAUGUCCAACUCCAUCGAGAUCCUGUACUUCAUACAGCAAAGAGCCCCAGCGUACACACACACUAUUGAGACACUGCAAGGGUCAAAAGAGUCGUUGCUGUCGGCGACCAUAUCAGCCAAUGAGGAAGCAAUGACAAUCUUGGAAGAAGUGAUCAUGUACACUUUCCAGCAAUGCGUCUACUAUAUCACCAAGGCUCUUUAUGUAGUGUUACCAGGUUUGUUGGACUGUAAUCCGUUUCCAGUCGACAGCUCUGAGCCCUGCUGGAAAGGAGGUGUAGGGUUUCCUGAACCUGUACGCAGGGUCCUGCAGGUGUUUCAGAACGGGCAGGAGCUUCUGCAGAGCUACCAGGUCCACCCGGAGAUUCAGGCUCAGAUGUUCGCUUACCUCUUCUUUUUCUCCAACGUGUCACUGUUUAACCAGCUAAUGGACAAAGGUCCAUCUCGGGGUUGGUUCCAGCGGUCGAAGGUGCUGCAGAUUCAGGCGUGUUUGCGGAUGGUCAUGGAGUGGGCGAGCAGGUCGGGUCUCGGACACCUGGCCGACAAAUUCUUCACCAAACUCAACAGCACUGUGUCCAUACUGGCCACGCCUCCACAACAGCUCACACAGUUAAGUUGGCGAGCUCUGUCCAGUGAGCACCCAGCUCUGAAACCAGUACAGCUGCACAGGAUUCUCACCCAGUACCAGCUCACAGCAGAGAUAGGCCCUGUCCCAUCAUGGCAACCCAGCAGCGAGGACGAAGCCUAUAUAUACAGAACAGUGGACCUCCUGGAGAGCUUUGAGAACCACCCUCCCAUAGUGCUGCCCAGCGCCGGCUUCAGAGUGGACCUGGAGAGCGAGUGUGUGGAGGACAGCAUCUACAGACAGCUGCUCUACAUCCGCCACUACCUGUGGGGGCUGCGCACCAAGACGCAAACACACAACAACCCUCCUACUGUGCACACACACUCCAACGGGACCAACACAGCCGACUGGCCCGACGUACAGAGGGAGUUGCUGCCUCCGGCCCACAGCAGUCCCCGCUCUGGGGGUCCCGGGGAGGAUGCGACAACGGAGACGGGAGAGGAGAGAGGACGGGAGAGACCUCCAGUCCAGUCACACACACACAGCCUCAGAAGGAACGGCACCAUCCACCACCCUCGAACAGCAAAUCCAGACCCGUCCUGCCUCCUGCCCCCCCCCAACACCCCGCUGUACCCUGACGAAGGAGGAGGAGGGGGAGGGGGAGGGGGAGGGAAGUUCAUAGGCCCCAUUGCCCAGACUAACGGCUGCAGCAGCAGAACUGUGGCCGAGUGUAAAAAGACCAACGGACUCAUCUCCAAUGGACUGGAGGUGGAACUGGACAAAGGACCAUACGGACUCGGCAUGGGACUCAUAGACGGCCUGCACACUCCUCUCAACGCUCCAGGCAUUUACAUCCGGACUCUGAUCCCUGACGGCCCGGCGGCGUCUGACGGCAGACUGAGGAUAGGCGAUCGCAUCCUGGCUGUGAACGGGACCAGCCUGAUAGGGGCGGACUACCAGAGCGCCGUGGAUCUGAUUCGCCUGGGAGGAGGUCGCCUACGUUUCCUGGUGGCCAAGUCCGACCCAGACAUCUCAGAGAAGAUCAGCGCCUCCUCCUGCUGACCGACUCCGAGCAACGGCUGUGAUGCGCACAACACAGGAGGGAGAGGUAGGACAGCGAGACGACGUGGGAUACAAAUAUGUGCACUCGAAGAACAGCACACACACAAUCACACCCACAGCAUGAAAUAUGGAUGUGAGAACUAGCGACAGCACAAAGCCAAGCAAUCAAACUGGAGAUUAACACUCCCCGACUCCACAGCUGCCAGACCCGCUGCCCUCAUGCUGACUCCAACUGGGUUUGUGUGACAGACAGAAUCCGUAACCCACCACAACAUCAAAGGGAAACGCUGCGAGGAAAAGUUGCCUAAUGAAUCAGCGUUUGAGGCAAGCGAGGUCUAGCCAGUAUGCAGCCUGAUGUGGUUUAAAGCACAGCAGAUUUUAAAAGUUUUAACUUCCCUUUGGAUGGUGCUCGCAGCAUGUGUGCACAUUGGGACUUUUUCCACAUGUGUUUUAGAAUCAUUUAUAUUAGAAAUUCAGACAUUAAGUAGCAUGGUGAAAUAGCUACACAUCUCUCAGAAACAAGGAAGUCUGAAGCUGUUGGACACAAACUGACAAUGUACUUCUUAAAACAGACUAACAAGACGAGGCCGUCUUCGAUGGAUGUUUCACACGGCGCUUUUAGAGAGGAAUGUUUUCUAACCCUGUUUGUUAGCAACUCCCAAAGCACUGUCUGCUCAACAGACUCUAUGAAUGUUGACUUUUGUACCAGAGAGCGGCUGUAAAAGGAGGGAAAAAGCAAAGUCCAGACACAGCCCAGCUCUCCCAUUUCACAUGUAACCUCAUUACUGGACUUCAUACCGCCGCUCGAAAACUGAUGAGUUCCCGAUGCUCAACGUGCACAGGGGAUGUGCAGCUGUUGGGGGACAUUGUUAUUUAUUAAUGACUGGAUCAUCAAGACCACUUACUUCUCUCCAGGUUCUGAUGCACAAUCGUCGUGUGUAUAAACCACACUUUUGUUGUCAAUAUAUGCUGUAUUUAUCUGGGUAUGACAUGUAAAUAGUCGCUUGUAAAUAUUUAACACUUGGUCA
Eleginops maclovinus (Patagonian blennie) is the source of this 4957-nucleotide messenger RNA. RefSeq names its product Ras association and DIL domains (gene radil). Bases 369 to 3929 code for a protein of 1186 amino acids. Gene Ontology annotation, cellular component: microtubule. Gene Ontology annotation, biological process: neural crest cell migration; signal transduction; substrate adhesion-dependent cell spreading. Lineage: Eukaryota; Metazoa; Chordata; Actinopteri; Perciformes; Eleginopidae. The record is from RefSeq and is a predicted model, not a curated record. The transcript is spliced from 21 exons. Gene Ontology annotation, molecular function: GTPase binding.